CAGUUCAGUUAGCAGAAUUGGACCAAUCUACCUAGUAGUAAAGGAUCUGUGGAAGUACAACGCAAAAUUACCGCAAUCGAGGAUUUUAUUAUUUGUUUUGCACGCGGAUCGUGGAUGAUGAGCGCUGCUCUUCCCCAAGGCUGCGUUUUAUACCAAACUCGAAGGUAGCGCAGUGUUUACAACGACAAUGCAAUGUGCAACCUGGUGAACAUUUACGGCCUACACAGAGGUCUUUCAGCCUCCUGAACGCCCAUCGACCCCCCCCCCCUUUCUGGCACCGGAGGAUGCUGGGAAUGUGUCGUGGGCGCAGGAAGUUCCUGGCUGCAUCUGUCGCCUUGCUUUUUAUUCCAGCGCUCACCUGGUUAUAUCUUUCUGCUGCAAACUUCACAGUGAAGCCACCCCUGUCCCCAGCGGAGCAUCAAUCCUCCACACUGGCCCUGGAGCUGCGGGUUCGAGAGGUAGAAGAGGAAAACCGAGCACUCAGAAAAGAGAUUAGCCAGCUGCCAAGGAGUCCUACCCAUGGCAACCAGCAUUCCCAUCACCGCAGCAGCCGACACCAUGGCAACCAGUCCCAGGUUUCCACCGAAGAGGGUACUGGUGACAGUGAAGCUCAGAAAGCACUCUCUAAGGUCAACAGCUCCAGCUGUGUCCAGCAACCUGCUGUAGAUAAAUGUGAGACCAUUCAUGUUGCCAUCGUGUGCGCGGGGUAUAACGCGAGCCGGGAUGUGGUGACGCUGGUCAAGUCUGUGCUUUUUCACCGACGGAACCCUCUUCACUUCCACUUCAUCACCGACUCCAUCGCCAAGCAGAUCUUAGCCUCCCUCUUCCACACUUGGAUGGUGCCAGCUGUUCGAGUGGACUUUUACGAUGCAGACGAAUUAAAGUCUGAGGUGUCAUGGAUCCCCAACAAACAUUACUCUGGGAUUUAUGGCCUGAUGAAGCUGGUUCUGACUAAGACGCUGCCAUCAGACCUGCAGAAAGUCAUCGUUCUAGAUACCGAUAUCACCUUCGCUACGGACAUCGCUGAGCUGUGGGCCGUCUUUCACAAGUUCAAAGGUCAGCAGGUGCUUGGGCUGGUGGAGAAUCAGAGUGACUGGUAUUUGGGGAACCUAUGGAAGAACCAUCGACCGUGGCCUGCUCUCGGCCGAGGCUUCAACACUGGUGUGAUUCUCCUGCUGUUAGAUCGUUUGAGGAAGCUCAGAUGGGAGCAAAUGUGGAGACUGACGGCAGAGAGAGAGCUGAUGAGCAUGCUGUCUACAUCACUAGCAGAUCAGGACAUCUUUAACGCCGUGAUCAAACAGAACCCCUUCCUGGUGCACCAGCUGCCCUGCUUCUGGAACGUCCAGCUGUCUGAUCACACGCGCUCGGAGAAGUGCUACAGAGAUGUGUCCGACCUCAAGGUGAUCCACUGGAACUCGCCUAAAAAGCUGCGGGUGAAGAACAAGCAUGUGGAGUUUUUCAGGAACCUUUAUCUGACCUUCCUGGAGUAUGAUGGCAACCUGCUGAGGAGGGAGCUCUUCGGCUGUCCGAGUGAAACUGACCACAAUAGUGAGAAUCUUCAGAAGACUCUACUGGAGCUUGAUGAAGACGAUCCGUGUUAUGAGUUCAGACGAGAGCGUUUCACUGUGCAUCGCACACACCUCUACUUCUUGCACUACGAGUACGAGCCUAGCGCAGAUCAGACUGAUGUUACGCUCGUGGCCCAGCUCUCCAUGGAUAGGCUGCAGAUGCUAGAGGCCAUCUGUAAACACUGGGAAGGACCGAUCAGUCUGGCUCUCUACCUGUCGGAUGCUGAGGCGCAGCAAUUCCUGCGCUAUGCUCAGGGUUCCGAGGUGCUCAUGAGCAGAAGCAAUGUGGGAUACCAUAUCGUCUAUAAAGAGGGCCAGUUCUACCCCGUCAACCUCCUGCGCAAUGUCGCUAUGAAACAAGUCAACACACCCUACAUGUUCCUGUCUGACAUUGACUUCCUGCCUAUGUAUGGACUCUACGAAUACCUCAGGAAAUCUGUAGUACAGCUGGACAUGGCACACACUAAAAAGGCUCUGGUGGUGCCUGCGUUUGAGACGCUGCGAUACCGGCUGUCAUUUCCCAAAUCCAAGGCUGAGCUUCUGUCCCAGCUGGACAUGGGCACACUCUUCACCUUCAGGUAUCAUGUAUGGACAAAAGGUCACGCUCCGACCAACUUUGCGAAAUGGCGGACGGCCACGACGCCGUACAGAGUGCAGUGGGAGGCCGACUUUGAGCCUUACGUGAUGGUGAGGAGGGAGAGUCCAGAAUAUGACCGCAGGUUUGUGGGAUUCGGCUGGAACAAAGUGGCUCACAUUAUGGAGCUGGAUGCACAGGAAUACGAGUUUGUGGUUCUACCCAACGCCUAUAUGAUCCACAUGCCUCAUGCGCCGAGCUUUGACAUCACCAAGUUUCGCUCCAAUAAACAAUACCGCGUUUGCCUCAAGACUCUUAAAGAGGAGUUUCAGCAGAACAUGUCACGACGUUAUGGAUUUGCUGCCCUUAAAUACAUGACAGCAGACAACAACAGCUAGCAAUGUCAUCUUCAUCUUUUACAUUUUUCAGGCGGAACCAUUAGGUAUCACACAGAAAACCAGUGCAAUGGGUCUGUAAUGGACCAAAAUGGACGUUUGGUGUAAGUCAGAGGAAUGUGUUGUUCCUUCAUAUCAUCCAGGAAUCUGCAGUGAUGACCGUUUUGUCACUGCUUUGGAAACGGCACAAAAUGCAGUCUGUCAUCUUUGGAUGUCUUGGCGCCGUCCUGGGCAAAUCCGCUUUCCAGAUGGAGCUGCUCCAUGAAAAGGAAUUAAGACAUUAUUAACCACUGGGAAAGCAAAAAAUUUUAUAAGGAAUGAUCCGUGUUCCAGUUAGCUGGACAUGAGUGAAUUUGAGCUGAAGAAAUGCCACUGCAGAGACUGACCUGUGGUUUGUUGGACAUCAGCUAUUGCCUAUAAGCCGAAACUAGCAUGUUUGUAUGUGCUUUUGUUUAGCAGCACUGGAUCUCAGACCAAGGACACAUUAGUUCUAUAAGCAACACAGGAAGGGAUUUCGUCAGGAGGACAAAUAAGGUUGUUUGAGACUUGAUAACAUGUUUACAGAAUAUAACAAGUGUUGUAAAAAAAAAAAAAAUGUCUUAGAUUUUAUAGCACCUUUGUGGAAUCACUUUUCUUAUCAGAGCUCAAUAAGAGCCCAAGCGGACCUAUGAUUGCAUCCAAUACAUACUGUAGUAACUGUUGUGUUUAUGGACAACGUCAGGCUCUCGGCAUUGACAAUCCAGACACAGAUGAAAGCCCCAAAUCAUGUACGUGUACAUCUGGAUAACAUUUUUUUUUUCAGCAUUUUAUUUUAGUAGUUCAAUGUUUUGGUGUCAUUGUUCUAUGUAGGUAUUAUGUUUUGUUUUCCGGCUAACAGAAAUGCACUAACGCCAAGGUUAAAAAGAGAACGUUUAGAAGCGUGUGUGUCUGGGUGUCAUUUAGGACACAAGGUAACUGCCAGUGCCAAUACAAUGGUGUACAGUUGUACACCAUUUAUUAGGGUUAGUUUGCACUUUUUUCUUUCUAAGCCUAAAAUUAAUGUCUGCGUAUCUCAUGAUGUGAUGUGAAAGAUCAUUUCGUGUUGUUUGAAUGAAAGAACACACAGUUCCCUCUACCACCAAUCUAAUAAACCAAGAAUAAUGAUGAAUUAACCAUAAAGCCAGACAUUUGAACUAAGAGUUCAAAUGAAUCUUCAAAAAACGAAUCCUGGUUUUGACCAAAUCCGGCAUGACAUCUGUUACCAGCUGUUAAGCAAUCUUAUUGGUCUCUUGCAGAUCUCUUUUAUAUAUAUAUAUAUAUAUAUACACAGUUCCUGUAUCUUGUAGAAACAGUAAAAUGGUUUCACGGCUAAUUUUUAUUUAUUUUACUGUUGAUCUGCUGCUCAAAGUUUUAUAAGCAACUGCCAACUGGUGCAGGAGACAGAAAAAAAGGAAACAAACUGCAUAUUUAAUUUCUUUAUAAUCACCAAUAGAAUUUGUACAUCGUUAGCUUUGAUACUUCAUUGUAGACCUGUUUAUUCUCUUUUGUUGUAGGUCAACGCUUUCAGCCUUUUUUCUCUGUUUGUUUUUUUGGUCAAAGGAUUUUUUUAGGCAAAACAAUUUCCUAAAAAAAGUUUUUUCUUAACUAUUUUUGCCUGAUUUUUAUCAUCCAAAAUUUUCCAGUGCAUCAUUAAUACAUACAGUUAGCUGAAAGUUAACUAAUAAGCUUGUGUCAGGUUUGCUAAAUAAGAUUGCACUUUUUACGCCAUGUCACUUGACUUGAGAUCAAAUGACCGAAAUCAUCUGCCUCCUACACAAAAUGUGAAAACUAAUUAUACAUGCUGUAUGUUUACUUCAGCUUUCAAGUGUGUGCAGA
Messenger RNA from Clarias gariepinus (North African catfish), 4391 nucleotides. Its product is annotated as xylosyl- and glucuronyltransferase LARGE1. The coding region runs from base 285 to 2540 and encodes 751 amino acids. NCBI's taxonomy places the organism in Eukaryota, Metazoa, Chordata, Actinopteri, Siluriformes, Clariidae. Gene Ontology annotation, molecular function: xylosyltransferase activity; glucuronosyltransferase activity. The record is from RefSeq and is a predicted model, not a curated record. The transcript is spliced from 15 exons. Gene Ontology annotation, biological process: protein O-linked glycosylation via mannose.